Lachancea meyersii CBS 8951 is the source of this 540-nucleotide messenger RNA. NCBI's taxonomy places the organism in Eukaryota, Fungi, Ascomycota, Saccharomycetes, Saccharomycetales, Saccharomycetaceae. The record is from the annotation of a GenBank genome assembly.
AUGCAAGCAGUGAUAAGAAGAAGAAGUCUAAGUCUGCUGGCUACCAGCGUUACUCGCACAACAACACGCACUCGAACGGUUCCAACUGCAUUGUUGUUCAAUGUCACACAACAGCGUUGGUUGGCGUCCAAGAACGGUGGACCAGGCUCCACUGGAGGACCUGGUUCCACUGAUGGCCAAUCUGUUCCGCUCGAGGUCUUGUCGCUCAGCAUGGACACGUACCACGCUCGUUCUGAUGCAUUUCUAGAAACAGUCCAGGACCAACUCGAGGCUCUUAGCGAUGAUCAUCCUCACUUGGUGCCAGACGUCGAGCUCACACAGGGCGUUAUGACCGUUAUGGUGCCCAGUUUGGGCACCUAUGUGUUGAACAAACAGCCUCCCAACAAGCAGAUUUGGCUGUCGUCGCCCGUUUCCGGGCCCAACCGCUUCGAUCUGUACGGGGGUCGGUGGGUUUCGCUACGCGACGGCCAAGACCUUCUACAAGUGCUAAACAAAGAGCUUGGCCAAGUGAUACCAGAGCCAGUGGAGCUGGAAGCGUAA